Rhineura floridana is the source of this 1612-nucleotide messenger RNA. RefSeq names its product transmembrane protein 184C (gene TMEM184C). The transcript has 9 exons. Lineage: Eukaryota; Metazoa; Chordata; Lepidosauria; Squamata; Rhineuridae. Gene Ontology annotation, biological process: transport. Bases 1004 to 1612 code for a protein of 202 amino acids. Gene Ontology annotation, molecular function: transporter activity. The record is from RefSeq and is a predicted model, not a curated record.
UGAGGUGCCGGAAGCGCUACUCACGUCUUAUGCAGCUAUGCUUGGCUAUGGAAGAAAAAGGGAGGAGGCGUGUCAGCCCGGCCGUCUUCAGUCUUUGAGCUGGGGGUAAGGGGAGAGGGGCGCAGCAUCGGCGAGACGGCUGAGCACAAGCCGGCCUUGCCUGAUGGGAAGGAGUCUUCUACCCUCGCCCUGCGUUGCCCGCCAGGGGCGGUUGCAGGUGGGCGGAGGGCAGGAGGGCGGCGACCGUGCCGGGCUGGGACUGGCCUGGCGGGUCCUUGAAACGGCGACAGGUCCCGUCGGAACCGAGGCGGUGCUGAGGGCCCCCUCCUCACCACCCGCUACUGCGGCAAGCGGGACCAUGCCGUGCACCUGCAGGAACUGGCGGCGCUGGAUCCAGCCGCUAGUGGCUGUCCCGCUCUGCGUGUGGGAGUUGCAGAGACUGGAGAUCUCUACCUAACGCUCCUCAUCUGGAGCUGUCAGAAGGCAGCACCAUGUAGUGAGACAGCAGGAACAUCAGAGGAGAGGACUAGAAUGCCUGCAGGUGAAGGGAGAUUUCUGUUGCUUGUAUGAGGUUCGAAUCCAUACCAAGACGUGGUUUAUUGCUGGAAUCUUUUUAUUGAUGACAAUACCAAUAUCUCUUUGGGGAAUAUUACAACAUUUAGUUCAUUAUACUUAGCCUGAAUUACAGAAACCAAUAAUAAGUGGAUAGCACUGAAAUAUCCCAACAUCGCAAUAUAUGUAGAUACUUGUUGAGAAUGCUACGAAGCAUAUGUCAUCUAUAACUUCAUGGUAUUUCUUUCAAAUUACCUGACCAAUCGGUAUCCAAAUCUGGUGUUUUAUCAUAGAAGCUAAAGAUCAGCAAAGACAUCUAACACCACUGUGUUGCUGUCCGCUAUGGGAGAGGUGUUGUUGUUCAGAAGGUGCAAACUUGGUGUUUUGCAGUAUACAGUUGUCAGACCAUUCACCACUGUUAUUGCUCUAAUUUGUGAAUUGGUUGGUGUAUAUGAUGAAGGAAACUUUAGCUUCAAAAAUGCUUGGACCUACUUCGUGUUUUUCAACAAUAUAUCCCAGCUUGCAAGCUGCACUUAUUGCAUUGUUGGUGAAAGUUGGUGUUAUCUCUGAAACACACACAUGGGAAUGGAAAAGUGUUGAAGCGGUAGCGACUGGUCUACAGGAUUUUAUUACCUGUGUGAUGUUCUUUGCUGUAAUUGCUCAUCACUACAGUUUUUCCUACAAGCCUUAUGUGCAGGAAGCUGAAGAAGGAUCAUGCUUUGAUUAUUUUCUUGCAAUGUGGGAUAUUUCUGAUAUCAGGGCAGAUGUAUCUGAACAAGUUCGCAAUGUUGGAAGGACAGUUUUGGGGCAGCCAAGGAAAAUGUUUUUUGGUGAAGAUUAUGAACAUAAUGAACAUACGAGCUUGCUGUCAUCAUCCACCCAGGAUCUGAUUUCUGCUGCCUCUUUCAUACCAUCAUCUCCUGUGGGUCAUUAUCAAGGAUUUGGACAUACCAUGACUCCAACAAUGCCUACUGAGCCAACAUCUGAUGGCUUGUUUAAAUCUACAGAACAGAGUGAGAAUCCCCCUAUUCCAACAGAGAAGCCUCUAGAUGAAAGUUAG